AUGCAAUUUGCUACCAACCUUGUGAGUUUUUUUUCGCGAUGAUGGUGUGAAUUUCCACUUUAUUUUCAGCCUUAUCCCUCGGAAAUCAAUUUUUGGAAUCAAAAAGUCGAGCCUAAACGCGUUACAAAUCGACCCACUAAAAGGACAACUUUCACACCCGAUCAGGUAUUCUUUAUAAAUAAAAUAUAUUUUGUUUUAUGUUUUAUGUUUUAUUUUUCAGGUUACCUUACUUGAAAUGGAAUUUGCAAAAAAUGAAUAUAUUUGCAAAGAUCGAAGAAGCGAUUUAGCAAAAAUAAUUGACCUUUCGGAAUGUCAAGUUAAAACUUGGUUUCAGAAUAGAAGAACAAAGAAAAGAAGGUAUCAAAUUAGAUCUUGACCACACACGUUUUACUGUAAUUUUAGAUGUCAAACUCCGAUUUCGAAAAAAGAGCAAAAACAAUUGGAAAAACAAGCGCAACAUUCGUCUUCUAAUAUUCCCAAUCAAAAUCUUCAAUUUUACAUGUCACAAUGGAUUCAACCGCCUCAUCAUCAACAACAAUAA
Molecule: messenger RNA, 541 nt
Organism: Caenorhabditis angaria
Lineage: Eukaryota; Metazoa; Nematoda; Chromadorea; Rhabditida; Rhabditidae
Source: the annotation of a GenBank genome assembly